Sus scrofa (pig) is the source of this 2629-nucleotide messenger RNA. It is a transcript of the gene CD5L, whose product is annotated as CD5 molecule like. Gene Ontology annotation, cellular component: membrane. Lineage: Eukaryota; Metazoa; Chordata; Mammalia; Artiodactyla; Suidae. The record is from RefSeq and is marked validated.
UUGGUUUCUGGUCAUCUGAUAAAGCCUCCACUGCCCAGGGGCCUUCCUCCCUCCCUCCACGCAGCACGCUUGCAGCCAGAGCUGAAUAUUGCUGUUCUGGGGCCUUCCUCCAGCCUCAAAUUUCAACUCACCGUCUUCAGUUACCAGGGUCAUGGCCCUGCUAGUCUUCUUGCUCCUUGCCUUUUUCACCGGACCUGCUCAAUUUGAGUCUUCAUCCACAGUGCGACUGGUGGGAGGUCCCCAUCGCUGUGAAGGCCGGGUGGAAGUGCAACAGAAUGGCGAGUGGGGUACCGUGUGCGAUGAUGGCUGGGGCAUGGAAGACGUGGCUGUGGUGUGCCGGGAGCUGAACUGUGGAGAAGCCAAGUGGACACCGAGUGGUACUCUAUAUACACCAUCGACAGACAAAGACCAAAAAGUCUUCCUCCAAGAAGUCAUCUGCCAAGGGCAUGAACUGAACCUGUCUCAGUGUGACCAAGUGGAAGUUUUUGAUUGCACCCACGAUGAGGAUGCAGGGGCACAGUGUGAGAAACCUUCACUCACAGUGCGACUGGCAGGAGGUCCCCAUCGCUGCGAAGGCCGGGUGGAAGUGCAGCAGAAUGGCGAGUGGCAUACCAUGUGCCAUGCUGGCUGGGGCAUGGAGGAAGCGGCUGUGGUGUGCCGGGAGCUGAACUGUGGAGAAGCCAAGGGGACACCACGUGGUACUGCAUAUGAACCAUCAACAGGCACAGACCAAAAAGUCCUCAUGCAAGAGGUCAUCUGCCAAGGGCAUGAAUUGAACCUGACUGCGUGUGAGCCAGUGGAUAUUUUUGAUUGUUUCCAUAAUGAAGGUGCAGGGGUGCAGUGUGAAAAACCUUCACUCACAGUGCGACUGGCAGGAGGUCCCCAUCGCUGCGAAGGCCGGGUGGAAGUGCAGCAGAAUGGCGAGUGGCAUACCAUGUGCCAUGCUGGCUGGGGCAUGGAGGAAGCGGCUGUGGUGUGCCGGGAGCUGAACUGUGGAGAAGCCAAGGGGACACCACGUGGUACUGCAUAUGAACCAUCAACAGGCACAGACCAAAAAGUCCUCAUGCAAGAGGUCAUCUGCCAAGGGCAUGAAUUGAACCUGACUGCGUGUGAGCCAGUGGAUAUUUUUGAUUGUUUCCAUAAUGAAGGUGCAGGGGUGCAGUGUGAAAUGCUAGAGAAUGUGAGGCUGGUUGGUGGUCCUAGGCGCUGUAAGGGGCGAGUGGAGGUGAAGCACCAAGGCAAAUGGGGCACCGUGUGCAAAGCAGGCUGGAAUCUCUCAGCCGUGAAGGUGGUGUGCCGGCAGCUGGGGUGUGGGAAGGCUCUGCUGACAAAAAGAUGCUGCAGUACUACUCAGGGCCAAGGGCCUAUCUGGCUGAGUGAGGUGUCAUGCUCAGGACGAGAACUAAGCCUUCAGCGCUGCUCUUCUGGGAUUUUGGGGAAGAAUAACUGCACCCAUGAUGAUGACAUGUGUGUCGAAUGUGAAGAUCCCUUUGACUUGAGGCUGGUAGGAGGAGACACCAAUUGCUCUGGGCGACUAGAGGUGCUGCACAAGGGCGAAUGGGGCUCUGUCUGUGAUGACGGCUGGGGAGAAGAAGAGGACCGGACGGUGUGCAAGCAGCUGGGCUGUGGGGAGUCCCUCUUCCCAUCUGCCAAAAUCCAGAAGUUUGGCCGUGGGGUUGGCCGCAUCUGGCUGGAUGAUGUUCGGUGCUCGGGGAAGGAGAAGUCCCUAGAGCAGUGCCAACACAGGUUCUGGGGGCAUCACGACUGCAACCACAAGGAGGAUGUGGCUGUGAUCUGUUCAGAACCAUAGCCUGGACUUCAUGAUGCUCGACCAGACCCCAGCAAGCCCUGAGUGUCCUUUAUUUCCUCAUGGGCCCUGACUGGCCCAGUAUGUGCACUGGGCCUGCAGGCUUUAGCCACCCCUCCCUCAGCCCCUCAGCAGGAGUCUAAACACUCUGCUUACACCUUGCUCUCAGAGCCAAGCCCCCUCACGGUUGCCUGGAGAUAGGAGUUGUUGAAUUCUCUCUUUCCAGGGAAGAGGAGCUCCCAGUCGCCCUCCCCUCACUGCUGAUGCUUUGGCACUGGCUCUGGCCUCUCCUGUUUCUUCUCAACCAGGCUGGGAGUCCCCAGGCUUCUUUCUUUGAGCAUGACAGGCCAUUUCCAAGACCAGACCUCUGUCUGUAAAGAGCAGGAAAGGAAUGAGACAACCAAAGGAACAGUUGACUGAAACUGCGGGGUAAACAAUUACAGGGAACUGGGGGAAAGCUUGGAGUUUCUUGGGAUUCUUUUUCUCAAGCUUCGGGUGAUCACCACAAUCAACAUCUUAUCAUCCUCCUACUCCUUAGCAAGAGGAAUCUCACAAAUGAGUUUGAAUUGACCCAAGGAGAAAUGUUUUGGCUCUGGAGCUACCACUGGGGGAAGGGAAAGGAAGAGCUGCAGAGAGAGCGUUUGGGGACUCGUGGCAAUCCUUCAGUUUGGGGUCUGCAAAUCUGAGGGGAGACAGAAUGACCCUGAGGAGGGAAUCAUGGCUGACUUCUAAAAUUGACAACUUUAGACUCUGAGGCUAUGCUGAGUGUCUGUAAUGUGCUUACAUUUAUGCCUUCUAAUAAAGUAGCUCUCACUGUCUCAA